Messenger RNA from Morone saxatilis (striped sea-bass), 1060 nucleotides. It is a transcript of the gene sqstm1, whose product is annotated as sequestosome 1. The coding region runs from base 1 to 876 and encodes 291 amino acids. The transcript has 6 exons. Gene Ontology annotation, biological process: aggrephagy; endosome organization; mitophagy. Gene Ontology annotation, cellular component: amphisome; aggresome. Lineage: Eukaryota; Metazoa; Chordata; Actinopteri; Moronidae. Gene Ontology annotation, molecular function: zinc ion binding; protein kinase C binding; K63-linked polyubiquitin modification-dependent protein binding. The record is from RefSeq and is a predicted model, not a curated record.
AUGGCCCCGCCCCCGGCCCUGCACCCUAACGUCACCUGUGACGGCUGCGAGGGGCCCGUGGUGGGAACCCGCUUCAAGUGCUCUGUCUGUCCCAACUACGACCUGUGCUCCGCCUGCCAGGCUCGAGGGACGCACACUGAGCACGCUCUGCUGCCCAUCUGGCACCCGCUGCAGUGGUUCCCUCGGGGGAAGUGGAUGAAGAGGAUGAGACACUGCAUGUGGAACCAGAACCUGAACCAGGCUCAGACCCCGAACCAGGACCAGGACCAGGAUCAGCCUGGAUCCUCUGGACCUGCUGCUGACGGCAGCGCCCCCUCUGUCUCUCAGGCCAACAUGGUCUACCUGAAGAACAUCGGAGAGGGCGUGGCCGCCAUGUUGAGCCCGCUGGGUAUCGAUGUGGACAUCGACGUGGAGCACGAUGGCCAGAGGACCAAGGUGAACCCGCCCCCUCAGAGCGGGGGGGCAGAAGGUGACGUGGAGAUGGGUGGAGCUAAUGAGGGCGGAGCCAGCAGCAAGGGCGGAGCCAAUGAGGAGUCAAAGGUGUGCAGAGACUCUGAUGAGGAGUGGACUCACCUGAACCCCCGAGAGGUGGACCCCUCCACCGGAGAGCUGCAGUCCCUGCAACCCGGGGACCAGGACCAGGAGCCUCCAUCGGGACAGCAGGGUCCAACAGGUCUAAGGGAGGCGGCUCUGUACCCUCACCUGCCUCAAGAGGCAGACCCCCGCCUGGUGGAGUCCCUGUCCCAGAUGCUGUCGAUGGGGUUCACUGACGAGGGCGGCUGGUUGACUCGACUCCUUCAGGCCAAAGACUACGACAUCGGCGCCGCGCUGGACGCCAUCCAGUACGCCAAACAGCCCCGCCCACACCAGCCCUGAUGACAUCAUCACCUAUACUCAACCAAUGAUUUAUACUGCUGUCCCUGUAGUCUGAUUACUUUCAUUAAUCAAUACUUUAACUAAUGGUUUACUGUCUCUGUUAUUAAUCAAUACUUUAUCUCAUUGAUUACUGUCUGUAUCUUUGUUUCUGUCAAUCUGACCAAUAAAAACAUGAAGAACUGAA